AUUGUGCUACUGGUUCAUAAUUAUCAACAGCAAGAUACAAGCAAUGUGUUCAAUACUUCGUCCUGUUUGGAGAAACCAUACCGAUGUCCACAUCCCAGGAUCAAAUUCUAUCUCUACACUCGGCGAACACAGCAAACCCCUGAGUUGAUCGAUGUGCUAAAUCCGGAGUCGCUUUACCGCACCCACUGGAACCCGAAGCACCCGGUGAAAAUAGUAAUCCAUGGCUUUGGUGGAGGUCGGAAUCUUUCACCCAGCCCGGAUAUGCGAAAGGCCUACUUCAUCCGAGGCAAUUACAAUAUCAUAAUUGUAGAUUAUGGCACCGCAGUGACGGAGCCCUGCCUAAGCCAGAUAGAGUGGGCGCCACGAUUUGGAAGCCUUUGCGUUUCCCAGCUGGUCAAGUAUCUGGCUGCGCAUCCACGGGGAGUACCGCCGGACAGGAUGCACCUAAUUGGAUACAGUGUAGGAGCACACAUUGCCGGUUUGGUGGCUAACUAUCUAACGCCGGCGGAAGGAAAGCUGGGCCGGAUAACAGGACUGGAUCCGACGAUCUUUUUCUAUGCCGGCACGAACAACUCCCGGGAUUUGGACACCAGUGAUGCUCAUUUUGUGGAUAUUAUCCACACCGGAGCGGGAAUCCUGGGGCAGUGGAGUGCCAGCGGGCAUGCGGAUUUCUACGUCAACGGUGGAACCAGCCAGCCCGGGUGUGCGAGCAGUACAAUUUUUCAAACUCUCGCAUGCGAUCACACUAAAGUGACACCGUACUUCAUCGAAUCCAUCAACAGUGAGAAGGGUUUCUGGGCUGGUCCUUGUACAACAUUAAUAUCCUACCUGCUGGGAUGGUGCGAACCAAAGGAUUCCGACUACGUUCUGAUGGGAGAACACGUUUCUCACAACGCACGAGGAAUUUACUACGUGACGACCAAUGCCAAACCACCGUACGCUCGAGGUUUUCCGGGCAAGAACCGCCGAACGGCGAAGAACUCCGAGUACGGUGGCGUACGGCGAAAACGAUAA
Sabethes cyaneus is the source of this 1014-nucleotide messenger RNA. Its product is annotated as inactive pancreatic lipase-related protein 1. Lineage: Eukaryota; Metazoa; Arthropoda; Insecta; Diptera; Culicidae. Gene Ontology annotation, molecular function: lipase activity. Gene Ontology annotation, biological process: lipid metabolic process. The annotation marks the transcript as partial. The transcript has 4 exons. The record is from RefSeq and is a predicted model, not a curated record.